AUGAAUAUCGACGCUGCUGCAGACAAAGGCGAAAUUAAUAGUGUGCUGAAGUUGAAGAAAAAGCAGCCAAGCACAGUCGACGAUGUCUGUAACGGUGAGGUCAGGUGGUCGGCUCCUUGUUCGUCGUCGUUGAACUGUGCCAAUGAUCACAGCGUUAACGUUAAAGAUACUUUCCAUGGCCGUUCGGUUAAUGAUUCCUCGUAUCAGCGACCACAAUUGGAUGAAUUUGAUAAAGAGCGAGUGACGUCACCCUGUAUUGAUAACUGGAAUUCUACAAACCUGUUUAAUGGGCUGAUAGCAAAGUUGGAAAAUUGUAAAUUAUAUGCAGUUGCAGAAUCGAAAGGUCGCACUGCAGCUCAAACUGGAGGUGACGCUGGCACCGGAGCCUAUGAUCGCCUCACUGAUGACACUGUUGGCUCAGAAAUAACGAAUAAGGUCGCUGAGAUCGUGCCGUAUCAGGAUGAGAGUCAGAUGCCGUUCAUCAUGAAGCUAAUCACAAAAGACCUAUCCGAGCCGUAUUCGAUCUAUACCUACCGCUACUUUAUCCAUAACUGGCCGAGUCUGUGUUUCCUGGCACGGGCCCACGAUGGCACUUACGUCGGCGCGAUCGUCUGUAAAUUGGCACUCCACCCAAAAGGUACCAGGAGGGGUUACAUCGCGAUGCUGGCCGUUGACCAAGCUUACAGAAGGUGCGGUAUUGCCAGCGAACUGGUGAUCAAGGCGAUCACGACGAUGAUGCAACAAGAAUGCGACGAAGUGGUGCUCGAAGCAGAGGUGACUAAUCACGCAGCAUUGAAUUUGUAUGAGAAUCUCGGCUUUAUACGCUAUAAACGUCUGUUGCGGUAUUAUCUGAAUGGAGUGGACGCCUUUAGGCUCAAACUGUGGCUGAAGUCUGCGAGGUCUGUUUACUUGUAG
Molecule: messenger RNA, 915 nt
Organism: Soboliphyme baturini
Lineage: Eukaryota; Metazoa; Nematoda; Enoplea; Dioctophymatida; Soboliphymatidae
Source: the annotation of a GenBank genome assembly